Messenger RNA from Strongylus vulgaris, 567 nucleotides. Lineage: Eukaryota; Metazoa; Nematoda; Chromadorea; Rhabditida; Strongylidae. The record is from the annotation of a GenBank genome assembly.
GUGCCAGAUGUACCAAAAGAAUAUUUCGCGGACCCAGCUCGUCUAAUGACUAUCACCUUCUACUACAUGUUGGAUUAUCCCCUCGAAAAGGCGGCUGAGCUGGCAACAUAUCUGUACGAUAAAGCCAAACAGUCACUUAUUAUCGUGGAAACUGACGAAAGAUCCUACCUGGGUGAACAUGCCGUUGCCAAUACUCUAGCUCUUCUCUCUUCCUUUUCCCAUAGCGGCAGGCGAUCAAUAGUUUGUUUUCCUUUUGAUGAAAACCUACUGAUGGUAGCCACUCUGUUCACUGACUAUGUGUAUCUCCACAAUGAUGACGGAUUCUCCCAGGAAUCAUCAGUCGGUUGUCUGUGCUUCAUCAUAAGCGAGAUUUCCUACUCUAUACAGGCCUACAUGGUGACAGACGACGAUGACUGCGCGCGUCUUAUUAUUCGGCGAGGAUUUGGUCUUCCUGAUCGUCGUUCCGGUAUUUCGUCAGCUCGGCUUGGCGGUCUGUAUUUCAUCGUCGAUAUUUUGCUGGAGAAGAUUCAAUGGCGCCGGACCCAGAAGGAAUCAUGGAGCAGAUGA